UUGAAUUUACCGCGCUAAUCGAUCAGUAUAUAAACAAUCGAGAAUUUGGCGGUUACAAUUAGUUCGAUCGAGUGAUCGCGAGGAGAGGGUUCUGUACCAAAAAAUGAAGUGCAAGAGUCAGUUAACCUGUAUACAGCGAUGCGCUAUCAACUCUCGGAUGGUUGUCAAAAGUGCUCGGAAUUCGAAGAUCGUGGACCAACUGAAUGAAGGAGAUCAAUUACGGACCACGAGGAAUACCUCCGAGCAAUCUCGUUCCUUUUUCACUGACGGUGUUCACAGUUUUUCGACUGUCAUAACGAGGACAUUAGUAUCGCGUGCAACAGCCCGUGCAACACUCAGCGCAGCUUGCGGAGCUUUUUCAUCAAACGUCCAAUACGAAGAAGCCGGCAACGAUGUUCAAGUUGGCACAUCUUUUAUAGGGGUGAGUUCGAAGAUAAAAUUCUUGAGAAAUAUACUUUUUAAAAAGAAGGAAAAACACAAUGAACAGUUUCCGGAAAAGAAGGAACAACGUUUUGCGAGUUUAAAAAAACUGCCUGGCACAGUAAACUAUCCUCGUUCCAGAGAACACUCGCGUGAUUUAACGGAUAACGAGUUCGGGUUUGCUCGUCCUAAUGAGACACGGAAACAGAAAGGGCGUGAUUUCCCUUCGAGGAACAGGAAGAACCAAUGCUGCUGUGCUUUUUUGAAAACUCAUAUCUAAGCUUUCUUAUGGUAUAUCUUCAAUCUUAAAUUUUUUUCACAAUGACUACAUGCUUAUGAAUACUGUUACAAAAUGGGUGAUUCAUCACUGAAGUAAUGCAUUGACGGGUCAUUGUUUGCUGUAAUUGGCAAUUAGUCAUUUUGUAUUAACAAUGUUAAAUAGCUUGUGCAGUCAUUUUUAUUAAACCUUA
Molecule: messenger RNA, 890 nt
Organism: Megachile rotundata (alfalfa leafcutting bee)
Lineage: Eukaryota; Metazoa; Arthropoda; Insecta; Hymenoptera; Megachilidae
Source: RefSeq, a predicted model, not a curated record